Messenger RNA from Parasteatoda tepidariorum (common house spider), 2134 nucleotides. RefSeq lists its product as uncharacterized. NCBI's taxonomy places the organism in Eukaryota, Metazoa, Arthropoda, Arachnida, Araneae, Theridiidae. The record is from RefSeq and is a predicted model, not a curated record.
CGUAAAUUAUAAAUGAUUUUCCUUACUAUGCUGCUUUAUUCAAGGAUUUUUCAGAUAAAUUACCAAAAUAUGUAUGAACCUUGAAUUAUAAUCCAACUUCAACUUUCAUCCUUUCAUUAAUAAAUGAUGGACCCAUGUUUGGGUGGAGCCAAAUCUAACCGCCAAUCAUAAUUGCGAGUCAUCCUGUCCAUAACUCAAGCUGGAGAACAUGUAAAGAGGUAAAAAGUGAAGAGGAAGAUUUUACCAAGAAAAGGGAAUGUGGUUAUAUGCUCGUAUCAAAAAGAGUCGCAGAUCGAGGAAUUAUAUUUUUUCUAGUCAUAUGCAGAUAUGAUAUAUGAUUUAAAAUUAAUUAUAGGAAUCAUGAUUAUUGAUGCGACUGUGGAAAUUGUUGCCGAGGUUGAACCUGUACCACCAGAUGGUUGCAACACGGGUACCACAUUGGUUAUUCCUCCUCCUGAUGACUGGAUGGAGGUGGAAGUCAUUAUGGGAUUCAGAGUAUGGCAGUUGAUGUUCCUCGCUUUAGCUGGGCUCAUAACCCUAAUUGUGAUAUUGUGCUGUUUCAUGAAGUGCAGAGUGCCAAGAACAAAACAAGAAAUUGAAGCGGAUUUCAAAAGACGAGAAAUAACUAGACGCUUUAGAUUUCUACUGGAUCGCGUACAAAUUGAAGACAACAGUCUAAGAACAGCUAUUGAAAAGGUGAACGAACUCUACACUAAUCGUGAAAAAAUGAAACGUCGUAAGAAGAAAAAGAUAGAAGACGAGGAGGAGAUAAUAUCACAAGGCAGCAGCUAUCUUUUUGAGGACGAAAAAUUAACUAUCAAAGAAAAAAUUAAAAAACUACUUGGUUUGCUAGAUGAAGAAGCUUCAGAUAUAGAUUCAAUGAAAGAGACAACCGAUAAAAGCGAAGAAGUGUUUAAACGUAGUACAUCAGUUGACGACGAGCUUUCUUCAUUGCCAGAUAUCAAAAUUAUAGAUUCUAUGAAAAAACAAACGUCAGAAGAAUCGUCUGAUUCACCAAAGUUAGGUGAAUCGAAAGUGUCUCUUCUGCUUGAUUCUCCUGCCAGAACUCAUGACACACUUUCUAGAUUGUCAUUUCUACAAGAUUCUCCACCCCAACAAGUCCUGUCACUGCUACAAGACACACCUCCAGGCAAGAAGUUUUCGAGCAAAAAAACGGAUUCGCAAGAAUCUCACGAUUCUGAGCAGUCAAUCAAGAAACAAGAUUCAUUGGAUUCUGACAAAAGUCCGAGAGUGUUGUUGAAACAGCAGAAAUCCGAUUCGCAAAGUUCAGACGGGGAGAAAUUAUUGAAGAAGUGUAAAUCCGAUUCACAAGAAUCUGGAAACGAAAAGAAACAAAAAUCUGAUUCCCAAGAUUCAAAUGAUUCGGACAUCGUGUACUCUAAACCGAAGAUCAAGAAAAUUGUUGAGCUGCAAGGAUCAAAACUUUCCCGUAGAGAGUCCGUUAGUGGUGACUCGGGUGUCGGAUCUUUCCAGAAAUGGCGAAAAUCGACAAAAAACCAAUCCGAUAAUGAUUCCAAAAAUACUCAAUCCUUAGAUGUUAAUAUGGGCUCAUAGAAAUUCUAACAUUAAGUGACUGUGCCGUCUAGCUAUCACGAGAACUCUUUCCAACUGUAAAAUCAUUUCUAAAGUAGAAAAACUGAAGAUAAAAUAUAUGAUUCUCUUUACCUUAACCAAUGCGACAUAACGUUAACCCCACACGCCUAUUCCAAGUGAUUAAUUUUCGUCACCACGGUUACCGUCAAAACGCGAGUCUGGUGUCUCAAGGAGUUCUCGUGAUGGCUCGAAGGCAUAUGAAUAUAUAUUCUGCAAUCACUAUCCUUAACGUUUAUUGUUAUUGAUCAGGGUCAAGGUUUAAGACAAUAGGGAUUGUAUACGUACAGUGCGAAAAAAAAGUUUUUUUUCUUCCCCGAUUGAAUUUUGGCGUUUUAGGACUCAAUAUUAAUGGCUCGAAGGGGUGACUUCAAAUAUGCCAAUUAAUAAGUGCAAAAGCUACGAAAUCAAACUCGAAAACGUACUUUCUCUGAUUAAACAUGCAGCUUUUUCGAUGGAUUCGGAUUUUUGACCGCAAUCUGGGAAAUAUGGUCCCAAUAAUUUGGUCAAGAGAAUACUCAAA